AUGGCUGGCUCCUCGUCCUCAUCCUCCUCGUUUGCCACAUCCUCCCAAAGCCGCGUCCCCUCCAACUCUCAGCCUUACGUCAGCCCUCUGGACUCGACCUGGACUCCUACCUCGGGCGCUUCUGGAGGCUCUGCCGUCUCCGCACUCAGCUCGCAAGGUUCCCAGCCGAACUCACUCGGCCCUUUGGACCUUGGCCCUCCCGGAUAUGAAGCCACAAUAACCUUGUACGAGAAUACGUCGAGAGAAAAGACAGUAUACCUCGGUCCGUGGGAGGUGAUUGGGUCUCACAACCGCCGCGUAGUGUGGCAAUGCACCUACCGGAACGAACGCCUCGAGCAUUUUGUUCCGAUGGAAGACGUCUACCCUCAUACCCUUCAUGCUCGCCACCGACCCUAUACCGACGCCGCCGAUAUGGAGCGUUUCCUAACCUUCCGUGUGCCCCAUCGCAUCAGAUACACCGGCGAAGAUGGAACUGUGACGUUUGACGGCGUUAUGCAGGUAAAAUACGAGUUCACCAGCGUUGAAAGCUCAGUUCGAUUCCAGGGGGAUGUGCGGGGCAAGGUGCUUCUCGACUACUAUGACGUGGAUGUUGUCUGGUCUGAUAUCAACAGCCGCACAGAUCGAUUUGGGAGCGUAAGGGGAAUGGGCCUUGUCCAAAGGCUGAAGCUCUGGCGCGAUAACUACUCGAAUCUCCAUUCUAUAACCGUGUUUGCGAACCGUUCUUCGAGGCAAUAUCACGAGUACGAGCUGUAUUGGUUUGACGCCGAACCGCGCUCGAAGGACGACCGGACUCGACAGAUGAGACUCGGCGUGAGGGGCCGCCGCGGGAGCACAUCGGAUCUCAGUCGGCGGUUCUCAUUUAACCGCAUCCGGCCACGCCAGCGGUCCGUUCCUGGCGCGGGUCAGGGCGAAUCCUCUCACGCAGCGGCAGCCAGUCCUGGCCUAGAGAUAAAAUAUCUUGGUCUUCAGUUUAGUCACCGAGACGAUUAUCGACGAUUCCAAGAAGCCUGGGCUUACGCACAUAGUUGCGACAGCGAGUUCCAAGGAAUCCCGUUCCCUCAGCGUCAUAUCGAGCUCGAGUCGCCUCAAAUCCUGCCAAUGCCAGCCGAGCUCGAUGGAAGAGGACUCCAGCCCGUUAUCGAGCCGGAUUCCGAAGACGAAGAAGAUGAUACGUGA
This is a messenger RNA of Scedosporium apiospermum, 1176 nucleotides long. RefSeq lists its product as uncharacterized. The record is from RefSeq and is a predicted model, not a curated record. The transcript has 4 exons. NCBI's taxonomy places the organism in Eukaryota, Fungi, Ascomycota, Sordariomycetes, Microascales, Microascaceae. Bases 1 to 1176 code for a protein of 391 amino acids.